UCAUUAAAGUGCGCUGCUUCAUAAAAGAAAUACUACACUGCAAGGGAGGAAGUUCCUAGUUUUAAGAAUUUUGAUUUAACUUGUGUCAGGUAAACUCGAUAGAGGUUACAUUUAGUCAGACUAAUACCAAAAACCGCACUCGUACAUUUCAGGGUUAUGCAAACAAACUGAGCUGCGAUAACGACGAGAAAAAGACUUUUAGAGAUAUUUAAAAAAUACGUUAACGGGACCAUUAUUUUUUUUAUUUAUUAAAGUCAUUAGACUUACGUUGACGUCAAUUCCUCAAAGAAAUAAAAACUUUAAAUACACGUAUUAACGUUAUUAAUGUAGUUUUAUUAAUAACUGUAGCAUCGUUCAGAACUCAAACAUCGACCGUUACUUAACAAUUACAUCUUCAUGAAAACUACUGUUUGACAGCAUCGACUCUUGCGUCAUAUUUCUGCGCCACGUGCGCUGCAACCGUGGAGGACAUCGAGCAUGGGACACCUUGGCAUUUUAUUUCUCCUGUUUUCAUCGCUGACCCGCAUUCAUAUUCAAGGUGUUUCACCUCACUCUCUUCCCUCCUGCCGUGAACAGCAGGAGUUUAGGUGUAAUGAUGGCUCGUGUAUUCCUAGACUGAAUGUGUGUGAUGGACACAAACAUUGUGUGGAUGGAUCAGAUGAACACCGCUGUGGUCACCUGGUACCACGCCCACAGAUGCCUCCCACAUGCUCAGUGUCAGAGUUUCAGUGUGGAAACGGGCAGUGCAUCCAUCAGGCCUGGAGGUGUGAUGGGUCAUCGGACUGCUCCGAUGGCAGCGACGAGGAGAGAUGUGAUCAGAAUGAGUGCAAGGUCAAUAAUGGAGGUUGCUCUCAUCAGUGUUUGGAUCAGCCGAUGGGUUUCAUCUGUGCCUGCCCUGAAAACAUGAAACUGAUCCGAGACAGCCAGUGUGAGGAGGUCAAUCCAUGCCUAGAGCGUGAUGUGUGUGAUCAGCUGUGCAUUCAUGUGAACCACAGCCUCACCUGCAGCUGCCAAGAGGAAUACCGGAUGAACUUUACAACUAGAGAAUGCAAGGCCAAAGGAGAUGAAGCUCAGCUGGUUUUCACCUCAUCUAAAGGUAUGCGAUGGAUCAACUUCAAUGGCACUGAGUACAGGGAACUGACCCCCCACAUAUCGGGACCAGGGCCAGUGGCAGCGUUGGCCUCUAACCGAACACUUUACUGGGCCCGGCAGGGACCAGGCUCAGCCUACAGGGUCUCUUUGGAUAAAAAGCAGCAGGAUCCAGUGUUGGUGCAGAGAGUUCGAGGUUCAAUCUCAGGCCUGGCUGUGGACUGGAUCCACCAGCUCCUCUACUGGACCAAUAAUGAGACCGGUUCUGUUAAUGUUGGCCUCCUGGAUGGUUCAUUUCAGCGUCCACUAAUCACAGGACUGGACAAACCUUCUGCAGUGGCUGUGCAUCCUCUGAAAGGGAUGCUUUUCUGGGCUCAGUGUGGGAGAUCUCCAGAGAUUUGGAGGUCCAGCUUAGACGGUCAGAACAGAACCACUUUGGUCAGCAGUGCAAUACGCCGACCUGUUGCUCUCUCUUUGGAUAUGCCUCGGCAGUUGCUGUACUGGGUUGAUCAAACUAUGAGGAGCAUUUCUAGAGUUGACCUUGACGGCCGUCAUCAUAAAACAGUGGUGGAGUCCAACGGUUAUCUGGAUCGGCCGUUUGGACUGGCUGUGUUUGAGGGUUUUGUAUAUUGGAGUGAUGAAGUGACAAACUCCAUCUGCAGAGCCAACAAACACAACGGUACUAAUCUCCAAGUUCUGCUGUCAAACGCCUCCUCUCCAGGUGGCCUGGUCAUCAUCCAUACUGCACUCCAACCAAACGGCCCCUCUGAGUGCAGAGAUCUUGGGAUGCUGUGCCAGCACGACCUGCUGUCUCCGAGUCUGGACUUCAUCCAUAAUUCUUCUGAAACAGGACAAAACAAAUCUGAGGAGCUCCCGGGCAUUUCUCGCACAGUUCCUGCAUCAACUUUAUCGGAUCCUGCAUUUGCUGGAGUCCUUUCUCUUAUCAUGUUUCUCAGUGUGAUGCUGGUGGGAAUGGCUCUGUGGUGGUGGCGGGAGGAGCUCAGCCCGUCCUCAUCGCUCACUGAGCAGAGUUUUUCCCUCAAAGAGUCCCAGGACCCUCUGAUCAUUCAGGAGCCACCCAUGGGUCCAAAAACACAGCCAGUCAAGGAAACUCUGCUUAAGCUGGACUUGGAAGGGGAAUGAAGGCGGCGUGUCACACAUGGUCAGCAGACCGGGCUUCCCCCUCAGCCACCUUAACCCAGUGGUGACCUGAGGGCUGAAGGGAUGACUGGACAGCAAAGCACCUGAAAUGACUUGUGAAAUGACUCUUACGGUAAAUAUCAGAGGAGGGAGGGCAUUCAGAUUCAAGGACUACUUUCAGCUCUUGUGGUACAAGAGGUUUUCUUGGUUGUUAUAGAUGUUUUUGCUCUGAAAGCUGAGAGCAGCACUGAAAAAACAUCUCCCAACAGUGUUAAAAGCCUUAAUUUUUAUUUCUGUUAAGUAGCACAGUCCUAAAGUGGAUGCAGGUUUUUGUUGCACUUCAGUGUGAUUUGUUUGGAUUGAACAGUUCUUUGAGUGAUAGCUUCCUCUUUCAGAGAAAUAAUAUCGACUGUAAAGAAAAAUAAUAUAUUACAUCUAAACGCACACUUUCUGUUUUAAGCUUCUAAAAUCUGAGGAUAAGAGAAUGAGAAUGUUGGUGAAGAUUUGCAGACCAAACCAAUACUCGAUGGAUGGAAAACAAUGGUCUGAAACGGUUGUGAGGUGUUUAUAUGGCAUUAUUUAGCUGCACUUUUUCUUUCUGAUGCUUGAAUGUUCCAUCUUCUUUCUAACUUUUAUUUUUGCAGUGUAACUGCUGAUUUUCCAUCAAACAGGUGCGUGAUAAAUUAUUCAACUGCAUCAGGAGAAAAGUAGUGAGUCACUGGUUGGUCUUGGGCGUCUGCAUUUGCCUGCUUUUGGUUUCUCAGUUAUGACUGAGAGAUGCAUCAAUGUUUGGCGAAUGUAUGCUGCCUUUUGAUACAUAAUAUAACGGAUUAAUCCACGCUCUAUAUUAAAGAAAUAGUGCAUUUGACAUUUUUAUUUCAAGUUUUCUUGUUAAGACUCAAGUGACAAGUGUAGCACUUUUGUAGAGCGGCAUCUUGCUGCAGACCUCUGCAAUGGGGCGACCUCGACUGUGGGGUGGGAAGUGACGUACCAACCUUUUUCUGUUUUUUUCUUAGUCUGUGGAGUGUUAUUUUUCAUCGUUACCCCCACCCCUUUACCUGACCCUAACCUUAAGGGUUUGGGUGCCUUACCUUAACCCCCCUUGGGUUCCUUAGUUUGUGGUGUGUUUUUUUAAAUUUAUCCCUUUCAGUAAAUGUUGGAUUUUUAUUUAUGAAAUUCUGCUGUUGUGAAAAAUAGCCACUUACUGUAACCUCUGAAGCAAUUUAAAAAAAGUCAUUCAGUACCUUAUUCUGGUUCCAGCUUGGGUAAUGUACGUCACUUACCACCCCAGUGGUCGAGGUCGUCCCAUUGUCCCAGAUGAGCCCAAAUCGCCCCUCCAUAGAGGUCUGCAGCCAGAUCCUUUUGGGUGGUUACUGUGGGUGUACAAUUAUGUAUCUACAGCCAUACUGAAGUCUGUGCUUGUGGUCUUGUAAGAAUGGAAGACAAAUGAGGAACCCAAAAUACUUUAUUUUAUAUUUAAGUUUUUUUUGUACAUCACUGGUGUUGGGCCAACCUUGUAUCUCCAUUUUCACAAUUUUUUCCCCAUAAAUCAGUGCUACUGGUCACCCUUUACAUCUGCCAGUAACCCUACAGCAAUAAAAAGUGUCUAAAAGAUGCUGUGACCCUCAGUGUUAAAUUCUUAGAAAAGUACUGUUUUUUUUAAUCCAUGAAAUGUGGUGAUUGUGGAGAUAGGAGGUUUUGACCUGAUGCCAGUGAUUUAUAAAACAAAAGAGAUGAAAUAAGUAUACUUGGAGAUGCAUUCGUGCCACACAAACGUACAAGGCCUAUUUUUCUCUAUAAAGUUUACUUUUAAAACAGUUAUAAAUGAUGGAAUAUUUCAUAUGAUUUCCUCAUAGAUUUGAAUAAUAUUUAGUUAGAAAAAAUAAAAAACGGUAGGCUUAAAAGAGAGAUUUAGUUUGAUAAUAUAUGAAUAAAUUCUUUAUUAAAAAAUUGUUGCUAAAAUUGUAACAUAGCUGGCUCAAUGUAAAAUUGAUUAUAACUGGAUAGUUUUCACUGCCUUUUUUCACUUUGAACUGUAAGGCUUGCAGGAUAUUGAAUCUCUAAUGUGCCUCUACAUUAAGGUACAAGUAGCAGCUCUGACUUGUUAAACGGAACCCAGCAUGAUCAGACCAGUUCUUAGUAUUGGGUAUGUGUAUCUCUUAUAUGUAUAUUGAACAAUAAAACUUACUAUGUCUGCAUUUUGAGUAAAUUUAAACUUACCAACUCACCAGGAGGCCUCCACGUUUCUGUCCGCUCUGGUAGUGUGGCAUCAUUUGGUCACAGUGCUCCUUGGCCUGUACUCUGUUAUAUCACAACUUCUAUGCAAGGAAACAGCCACAGCUUUGAGACAUCAGUCUUGAUUUCCAGUUCAUUUGCAUGUUAACAAUUAAGAGCAUGCAGACUACCUGCAUGAGUGCCUGAAACACAUGUCUCACACACAGAGACUUUAGAAAAUUGAGGUCUUGUUUCUUUUUUCUUCACACUGUGAGUGGUUAUCAGCCAAAAUAGACACGAGAUGAUAAAGACAAGGCCAUUUUUACCUUCUUGUACCAAAUAUGUACCUCCAUAUUGAUAAAAUAUGUUUGCAGUCUCUUUCUUGUUGACCCUGGUGAAGGCUGCGAACUAAAAUGCAUCUGAUUAACAAAGUUGUUCUUUAAACUUUUACUAUUUGUGAACCUUUCUGUUUCCACACCAGUGCAAUACUUCAUAGUAAAAAUAAACACGGUAUGAGUACAGUUCUGGUUUGUGCUUUUCAAAGUGAAAGACUGCUUUCACAUUUCUUUGGAGAAACUCCCUUUUGCACAGAAUGCUUUAAUUUUGAAAAGUUCCCAGCAGGGUACCACUUAACACUUAAUGUAGUCAGUGAUUGGGAGAUUUAUUAAGGUAAAACUUAUGAAAAUGACAGAUCUUUGACUGCAGGGUGACCUAGCCAACAGGUAAACAGGCUGCAAGUGUGAAACAAACGGUUACUGCAUAGAAACAGUACAGCUGAGAAGAGCUGUGGCCAGAUGAAGUUGCAACCAGUUCAGACCAAAACAUGGCAGCUUCCUGGUGAGCUCAAAUGUACUCAAAAUGCAGAUAUCUAUUGAGUUUUUGUUCAGUAUACGUAUAGGAGAUACCAAUAUCUAUCCGAUAAGGAGAAUUUGUCUGAUCGUGCAGGGUCAGUGGUUUCCCACUUACUUCUGCUCAGCUAUUGAAAUCGACUUCUAAGAUAAAUUUCAUAGUCAUUGUUUAGAGUGUAAUUCAACCUGCAGUCCACUGCUGUUGAAAAGAAAUAGAGAAAACAAUUGUAAGCCUUUAAAAAGUUAUGCAUGAAGCAGUUUCAGGUUGUUGCGAAGCCUUCUGAGAACUAGUGCUACACUGGAAACGGUUCAGUGUCUUGUUUUGUCUCAUGUUUGGUUUGUUUUUCCUCUGGUGAACAGCCUGGUUUGUGUUGGAGUUAAUGUUUGGUUUAUGGACUGGCCUUAUUUAAAUGUAGUGUUUUUCUGUUGUGAUCAUCUUGAAGAAAUGUAUUUAAAUGUGAGGGGCUGAUUUGGAUCCAUCAGGUACGGAAGAGGAUUAGGGCCAUUUUCGAAGGAGAAAGUAAUUUUGGGCAGGUUGAGAUUAAAAUCGAAAUGAAGAGAAUAAAGUAGAAAUUUCGAGAAUAUAGUCAAAAUGACGAUAAUAAAGUCAAUCUCCACUGUUAGUAAUCGCAAGUUUCGACUUAUUUCUCGUCAUUUCAACUUAACCUUGAAAUUUCGACUUUAUUCUUGUCAUUUCGAGUUUAAUCUUGACUUACCCAAAAUUAUUUUCUCCUUUGAAAACGGCUCUAAUCCUCGUCCGUACAUCAGCAUUACUUUGAGAAAUAAUUCCGUUAGUAAGGUUGAACUGCCGAGUUUUUUGAAUGAUAUUUAUUUUCCAGCAGGAGUCAGUGUAGAAAUCUGGGUACAAAGAGCAAGGACAUGUUUGAUAGAUGUUGUAACUGAAUCAAAUAAAAUACUUUGUUUUUC
Messenger RNA from Cheilinus undulatus (humphead wrasse), 6218 nucleotides. Its product is annotated as low-density lipoprotein receptor-like. The record is from RefSeq and is a predicted model, not a curated record. Lineage: Eukaryota; Metazoa; Chordata; Actinopteri; Labriformes; Labridae. Gene Ontology annotation, molecular function: calcium ion binding; protein binding. The transcript has 13 exons. Bases 478 to 2232 code for a protein of 584 amino acids.